Messenger RNA from Juglans regia (Persian walnut), 1881 nucleotides. RefSeq lists its product as uncharacterized. The transcript has 2 exons. NCBI's taxonomy places the organism in Eukaryota, Viridiplantae, Streptophyta, Magnoliopsida, Fagales, Juglandaceae. Bases 544 to 1773 code for a protein of 409 amino acids. The record is from RefSeq and is a predicted model, not a curated record.
CCCUCUCUCUCUCUCACUCAAACACAGAGACACUUUGAGUUUGACCCGUUGCCAGCCACCGGCACCUAUCUUCUCUCUACUCAAAUGGCGACCCCACCCUGCACUCUCUAGAGGAUCUUUCCUAUGUUGAGCCCUCUUUUUCUGAGCAGAAAGGUUAAAUAACCUUUCAUCUCCUUUCAUUUCUCUCUCUUUCCUACUCUGGAACCCUAGUUCAGAACAUCAGGCAAAGAAAGCGAGAAGAAUCACAGAACAGACUGAGGGAUCAUCUCAUGUCUCCAUACCUUCACCCUACCUUCACCUUCGUUCGUCAUAAUUAACAUCUACCCGCAUAUUCUCUCGUCUUUUUAUGGAAACUUUUGCUGCAUGUGAAAGACAAGGAAAAGAUUUGCUUCCAUUGCAGAUCCGGGAUUCAAAGAUAUGGGCUUUCAUCUUUCCCAACAUCAAUCACCUUCUCCUUCCAGGUUUCUUUAUUUGUAAGCUAUCACAUUGAUUUUCUUUGCCAUUUACUACCCUACUUGUCUUACUUUAAUUUUCAAGUUAGUUAUGGAUUCUGGUAGUAGUGGAAGUAUGCAAUCUUCUAGUGGUGGUGAUGAUCAAGAGUAUGAUUCGCGGGCAGGGUCAGCCUCGGUUUUCAUGAAUCCUCCUAGUCACUAUGGUUCCAUGUCAAACCCACAGCCUUUGAUUUUUUCUCCAGACCAAAACCACCAAUCCAAUUUGUUGGAUCUUUCAUCCAAUUAUAUCCAUGCUUUCUCUCAAUCUCAAGCAAACUCCCAUCCCAAUUAUAUGCUACAUAAUCUUGAAGCGGUUCAACCUAGAGGCCCCAGAUCUGAAGCCAAUUGCACUGGCCUUGGAAACCUGACUCCCUCAUCGUCAUCAUCAAGCCAAUCCAUCUUAGCUACUCGUGGACUUGACCAGGGUUCAAGCCCAUCAUCGAUGCAAAUACGAUCUGUUCAUGACAAUGGCGCACGAGCUACAGCACAACCCAACGUAGUCCGCAACUCCAAGAAGCGAACUAGAGCUACAAGGAGAGCACCCACCACUGUUCUCUCCACCGACACCUCGAAUUUCAGGGCAAUGGUGCAAGAAUUCACUGGGAUUCCCUCACCACCCUUUUCAGGUUCAUCAGUACCCUACUUUCGCCGGUUUGAUCUCUUCAGCAAUAGCUCGGCCUUGCGGUCUGGUAAUUUGGAACCGGCUGGAGUUCUUCACCCUUUACGUCCUUCUGCCCAAAAGGUCCACUCAUCACCAUUUGUGUCUUCUUCUCCUUCUUCUUCAUUGUUUAACAAUACUAUGGGCGAUAUUGCUACCAAUAUCAAUACCUUAAAUAAUUUAUACCCCCAAGUCCCAUCCAAUCUAGGCUUUCCAAGACAGACUCGAAAUAUGCUGAACGUGCAAAACCCAAUUCUCACAUUCCAGUCUCUCCACCAGCCAUCUGUUCACCCUUCACUCAAUGUGUCAGGAUUUGGUGCACCGCCUCCAGGCAGUCAUGUAGGAAUGCCAUCCAUUGAGGAGUUGGGUAUGAGCCAUGGACAUGUCAAUGUAAACCUUAGUGGGCUCCCAAAUCAUGAAGCUGGAUCAAACGAUGGGAACGAAGAUCAUCAUUUUCGGUCUUUGGAUGGGAAUUAUGGAAGUAAUUCGGCGCGUGUUGGUGGCUGUAAGUUGAACUACUCAACACCUUCAACAUCGGAUUUCAACCAUGAGAAAGCUUUGGUGAAUGUGUCUACGAGGGGGACUGAAGGUACAUUUGAUUCGUGGAUUUGUCCGUCAGAUUAAUUUAGGAUCUAAAAAUAAUACACGAAUCACAUUACUAGUGUUCAAGUACGAUAUGAAUAGGGUUUUGGUGCUGCGAUAAAUGAAACUAGUACUGAUGGUGUUGAAUAA